AAAUCAGCCGGCAGCAGACGACGGAAAGCAGCCUAUGGCCAUCAGCAGACUCCCGAAUCAACGAUGAAACGCGCAGCAACACAGAAGGUUCCUAAUAGAACCGAUUCUUCACGUUAUCCUCGUCUUCGUCUCUCCAGGACUCGGCGAACCAUGGACGCACCUUCCUCCUCAACUCCUUUCUCCAUGUAUAUAACACACACACCCAUAUCAUCCCCAACGAUCCAAGUUCUCUUGAUGCUUCUACCUAUUUCCAUUUCCAGGUGAAAACACGCAUACACGACCAAAUACUUAGAAUUUACUCGCCAUGUCUCCCGUUUGUCUGAACCAAUUUCCAAUGGAAAACGUAUCCUUGAACAUCAUUCCACUCUUUUGCGUGGCGUUUUGUGUCGUCGACUUCUUCGCGUUUCAUGUGCUUCUCAAGUUUUUGGCAAGAUCCGUGUCUUUCAUUGAACCCAAACUCGGGUCGUUUCAAGAUUCGGAAGAUCAUGCUGUGAAGAACGGCCAGAAUUUGGCCGAUUUGCCAUACCGAACGCCUUGCUCGAGUGAGAACAGAGAAGAAGAAGAAGAAGAGAAGAAGAAGGAUACGUACGCAGAGAAGACUUGGAGGUGCUGAUGGAGGGGUUGGGGAUCUCUUGCGACCCUGAAGAAGAUGAUGAGUGCCUUCAGGAGACGUUGGGGUCCGAUGAGAUCUCGAAUUUGUUUGAAGAGAAGGGGCCGAGCAUGGACGAGGUGAAGGCGGCUUUCGACGUGUUUGAUGAGAACGGUGAUGGGUUCAUUGAGGCGAAGGAGUUGCAGAGAGUUCUGUGUGUUCUGGGAUUCAAGGAGGGUUUAGAGGUGGAGAAUUGCAGGAGGAUGAUCGAUGCGUUUGAUAAGGAUGGAGACGGGAGGAUAGAUUUUGGGGAAUUUUUGAAGUUCAUGGAGAACACCAUCUGUUGAGUCAAUUCUUUUUGGAAGACGUGUAAAGAUCUGUUGCAGAAUUCAAUCAAGUCCAACAAAUCCAAUCCUAUAUAUUUUUUGGUUCUCCACUUGUAAUAAUGUUACUAUCUCAGCACCAUGUAUAAAAAUAAUCAAAAUGAGGAAGCAGGCAGAUACGUACUAGUGACAUUUAUCAAACAAAUUCUUGGGAUAUCAUAUCCAAAUUCCUUCCGGCA
Diospyros lotus (date-plum) is the source of this 1151-nucleotide messenger RNA. RefSeq names its product probable calcium-binding protein CML46. The record is from RefSeq and is a predicted model, not a curated record. NCBI's taxonomy places the organism in Eukaryota, Viridiplantae, Streptophyta, Magnoliopsida, Ericales, Ebenaceae. Gene Ontology annotation, molecular function: calcium ion binding. Bases 613 to 936 code for a protein of 107 amino acids. The transcript has a single exon.